This is a messenger RNA of Hibiscus syriacus, 441 nucleotides long. RefSeq names its product protein transport protein SEC13 homolog B-like. Gene Ontology annotation, cellular component: nuclear pore outer ring; COPII vesicle coat. Gene Ontology annotation, molecular function: protein binding; structural molecule activity. Bases 1 to 441 code for a protein of 146 amino acids. The record is from RefSeq and is a predicted model, not a curated record. NCBI's taxonomy places the organism in Eukaryota, Viridiplantae, Streptophyta, Magnoliopsida, Malvales, Malvaceae. The transcript has 3 exons. Gene Ontology annotation, biological process: COPII-coated vesicle budding; protein import into nucleus.
AUGUCAGCACAGAAAAUUGAGAUAGAUCAUGAGGAUGUUCUCUAUGAUGUUGUCAUGGAUCAUUAUGGAAGACGUUUGGCGACUGCUUCAUCCGAUACUACCAUUAAGAUUGUACUGGAGGGUUGCUUGGGCGCAUCCCAAGAUUUCAAGACCCCGUUUUGGAGUGUUUCAUGCUCGCCGACCGGGAACUUAUUGUCCGCUGCGGAUGCCAACAAGAACGUCACAUUGUGGAAAGAAGCUGUUGGUGGGGGUUAUGAAUUGAGAAAGAAAUACAAAAAAGAAAGCGCAAGUGUCGAAGCAGGAGCUCUUGUUGUUAGAGGCCGUUCGAAGAGUCAGAAUAAAGGAAGGAUGGGGAGAUUGAAGUCAAAGUCCAGAUUGAGCAAAGAUGAGUGUUCCUUUGUCGAGAAAAAGGGCACUGGAAGAAAGAAUGUCACAGGCUAA